This is a messenger RNA of Ahaetulla prasina, 3349 nucleotides long. RefSeq names its product ras homolog family member G (gene RHOG). The coding region runs from base 744 to 1319 and encodes 191 amino acids. Gene Ontology annotation, molecular function: GTP binding; protein kinase binding; GTPase activity. NCBI's taxonomy places the organism in Eukaryota, Metazoa, Chordata, Lepidosauria, Squamata, Colubridae. The transcript is spliced from 2 exons. The record is from RefSeq and is a predicted model, not a curated record. Gene Ontology annotation, cellular component: cell cortex; cytoplasmic vesicle; plasma membrane. Gene Ontology annotation, biological process: regulation of actin cytoskeleton organization; small GTPase-mediated signal transduction; cortical cytoskeleton organization.
AAACAGAUCAUGCCAGACUAAUCUCAUUGCAUUCUUUGACAAAGUGACAAAAUUAGCAGACCAGAGGAAUGCUGUCGAUAUAAUUUACUUGGACUUCAGUAAAGCAUUUGAUAAAGUACACCAUAACCUACUACUAGAUAAAGUAGAAAAAUGUGGGUUAGACAGCACCACCACCAGAUGGAUUCUUAACUGGCUGACCAACCGCACUCAACGUGUAGUCCUCAACGGAACUACAUCCACAUGGAGGGAAGUAUGCAGUGGAGUACCCCAAGGCUCUGUUUUAGGCCCAGUACUCUUCAACAUCUUCAUCAAUGACUUGGACGAGGGGAUAGAUGGGGAACUCAUCAAAUUUGCAGAUGACACCAAGCUGGCAGGAAUAGCCAACACUCCAGAAGAUAGGCUCAAGAUACAGAAAGAUCUUGACAGAUUGAACAUUGGGCGCUAUCUAACAAAAUGAAAUUCAACAGUGAAAAAAGUAAGGUUCUACAUUUAGGCCAAAAAAACAAAAUAUACAGGUACCGGAUAUAUGGUAUCUUGCUCAAUAGUAGUAACUGUGAGAGAGAUCUUGGAGUCCUAGUGGACAACCAUUUAGAUAUGAACCAGCAGUGUGCGGCAGCUGCUAAAAAAGCCAACACAGUUCUGGGCUGCAUAAACAGAGGGAUAGAAUCAAAAUCACGUGAAGUGUUAAUACCACUUUAUAAUGCCUUGGUCGCUGAGACGGACAGCCCCGGAGAGCCGCCGCAAUGCAGAGCAUCAAAUGCGUGGUGGUGGGCGACGGGGCGGUGGGCAAGACCUGCCUGCUCAUCUGCUACACCACCAACGCCUUCCCCAACGAGUACAUCCCCACCGUCUUCGACAACUACAGCGCCCAGAACACGGUCGACGGCCGGACCAUCAACCUGAACUUGUGGGACACGGCCGGCCAGGAGGAAUACGACCGGCUGCGCACCCUCUCCUACCCGCAGACCAACGUCUUCAUCAUCUGCUUCGCCAUCGCCAGCCCACCCUCCUACGAGAACGUCAAGCACAAGUGGUACCCGGAGGUCUGCCACCACUGCCCCGACGUGCCCGUCCUCCUGGUGGGCACCAAGAAAGACCUGCGCAACAACCCGGAGGCCCUGAAGAAGUUGAAGGAACAGAACCAGCUGCCUGUCACCCCCCAGCAGGGCGCCGCCCUUGCCAAGCAGAUCCACGCCGUCAAGUACCUGGAGUGCUCGGCCCUCAACCAGGAGGGCAUCAAGGAGGUCUUCACCGAAGCCGUCCGGGCUGUCCUCAACCCGGCCCCACCCAAACCCAAGAAGGCCUGCCGGCUGCUUUGAAGGGGGCCCCCCCCUGCCCUCUGCUUAUGCCCAGGCGCGCCCUCUCUGCUUGCCCAAACUCUGCUUCCUAGGAAGGCUCAAGGACCAGCCUGCUUGGAGUGCCCGCUCGGGCACGGAGCCUUUUCCCCCAAGGGGGAGCAAAGGCCCGGGUGACUGGUCCUCCACUUACGACCAGACUUCCCUUGGCUAAGAAGUGUGGACGCUAAAUAACCUUAUUUUGGGGGGCUUUUUUUUGCCACAGUUGUUAAGCAACAGGUACAGCACUUAGCCUUAUAUUCCACCCCAUAGGGCUUUAUAAUAGUCUGGGGGACGUUUUACAGAGCCAGCGUUAUUUAACAAACAAAAUAAUAGCGUUGGAAGGGACCUUGGAGGUCUUCUAGUCCAACCCGCUGCUCAAGAGGAGACCCAAAAUCUGGGUCUUCAUUUGACCGACCUCAGAAGGAUGGGAGGCUGAGUCAGCCUUGAGCCGGUCAGGAUCGAACUCCUGGCAGUGGGCAGAGUCAGCCUGCAAUGCUGCACUCUAACCACUGGGCCACCAGGGCUCCACGGUUAAGUGAAUCACUGCUGUUCAACGAAUCAGGCAGUCGUUAAGCGAAUCUGGCGUCCCCCAUUGACUUUGCUUGUCAGAAGCCAGCUGAGAAAGUCACGUGACCCCGGGAUGCCACAACUGCCUUAAAUACACACCAGUGGCCAAGUGCCCGGAUUUGGAUCAGGCGGCCAUGGGGAUGCUGGAGUGGUCGUAAGAACAAGGACUGGUCAUUAGUCACUUUUUACAGUGCUGUUGCAACUUUGGUCACUAAACGAACGGUGGUAGGUAGAGGACCCCCAUCUUUGCAAAGCUUCCUGUUUCCUGGAGGGGAUCAAGAAGAGGCGCCCAGAGGCGCUUCUCCAAGAGGCAACUGGACUUUCUUGGGUUUUCCUUGAAGACGUUUCACUGCUUCUCCUCCGAGAAGCUUCAUUGGAGCCGUAGUGAAGCAUCUACACAGAAGGAAACCACGGACGGUCCAGCUGCCUUUUGGAGAAGCAUCUUUGGGGCAACCAGGAACCUCCAGAGACGAAGAAGAUGUGCCUCUCCCUGCUCUUCCCGGGCAGAGGUGCCAAGCGAUCCACUCUCUCUCGCUCCUGUGACCGCUUGGCAGAAAAUCCGCCCCAGGAGAGGGAGGGUGAAGCGGAAGGCAGAGACCUGCCCCGGUCCCUCGCACUCGGUGCCGCCCAGCCGAAGGGUCCCUCAGACUGCAGAGGGAGGCCAGGAGGGCCUUGCAGAAUCAAAACAUGGCAGAGUUUUGGCAGCUGCCAAGCGAGAUGCCCCUUUGGCUGCCUCCUCCUCCUCCUCCUCCUCUUCCACAUCCUGUUUACAAAGGAAACGCUCCUCCGUUUUCAGGGCCGGCCGUUCUGCGCUUCCACUGUUUUCCUUUUGCGAAGACUCUGCAUGGGCUUUCUACUCCCACGACUCUCCUCCGCCGAUGGGUUGGCAGCCUGGGCCUUUUCUCCUUCGCCUUUCACUGCCAGAAGUAAUGGGGCAUCUCCUGAGCAUGUCGAGAGAGAUUCCUUCCACGCUGUCACCGAAGACAGCCGGGUUCUGCACACGCUUUGUGUCGAGUGGAAGAAAGAGGAUACGCCGGAAGACCCCAAAUCCAGACUCUUCCCACCCCCCUUAGUUCAACCACAGCCUCUCUUGGGUUCCUUGGCAUGGCCUGGCCAUUGGUCGGCUGGGUUCCACCGUCCUAGGGACUAGCAACUUGCUGGAAUGGCUUGGAAGUCAGGAUUCUCCAUGCUCAGGUAGCCUUUCGGACGUUGUGGCUCACAGCCCUCCAGGAGUUUUCUUAAUCAGAAAGAGCUCCGGGGGUCUCGCUGCCCAACAGAGGCUUCCUCCUCUUUUUGUCCAGCUCAGCACGUUCUGGAGCAGCGGCCUCGUCAGCCUUUGGCCUGGAAGACUUGGGGGGGUGGGGGGCUCACCCUGUGGUGAUUUUCCUGCACCAGGGUCUUUUUGUCACACACACACAAACACCCCCAAUAAAGGUGGCAACUUC